Camponotus floridanus (Florida carpenter ant) is the source of this 1055-nucleotide messenger RNA. Its product is annotated as E3 ubiquitin-protein ligase RNF4-like. NCBI's taxonomy places the organism in Eukaryota, Metazoa, Arthropoda, Insecta, Hymenoptera, Formicidae. Bases 378 to 989 code for a protein of 203 amino acids. The transcript is spliced from 3 exons. The record is from RefSeq and is a predicted model, not a curated record.
UUCGCUGAAUGCGGCCAAUGUUAUAACCUGCCCUUUUGUUCACCAGAACUGUGUUCAGAAACAUCACUCGAGUGCUUCCGGGUAUCAUUUUAUCUUUGUUGUUCACCAAAUGUUAAACAAGGAUAAAAUGUACCCAAGUACAUUCGGGUGAUAUUUCUGAACGCAGCCCAGACCUAUCAAGAUUUUUGCGUCCACAUUUUUGAUUUCCAUCACUGUUUUAAUUGCCACUUCACAUGCGCGAAAAACCCAGCCCUAACACCGGUGAUUAAUAUCGAUUAUGCGCGAUUGUGUGAAAAACAACUGAAUGUUUAAAAAAACAUUUCAACGAGCAGAUUAAAAGAUAACAACUUCGAAACGGUCUUUUUCAAACAGAGAAUAUGGACACAAGUACAGACACAGAUGUGGAUACAAAUACAACAAUAUCCGUAGAUCCAGAGGAUCAUUCGUCACCCACACUGAUUGAUGUUAUUGAUUUAACUAAAGAAUCACCAAGAAAUAGACCUUCACAAUCACGUUAUAGAUAUCCUGAAAAUGCAUGUACGAGUCGUCAUACAACUAGAUCAUCCAGACGUCUCUUACAUAGGGAAGUCUUAUCACCUAUAGCAAUAGGAAGAAGAUAUGAUAUUGAACCAGAUUAUCUAGGAAGAAUAAGAAGGCAUAGUAAUAGUGCAAGCAACAAUGAAAUUGUGAAUCUUGAUAAUACUAUUGAAGUUAGAGAUGAUAAAGAAGAAGCAGAUAAACAAGAUAAUAAAGAUAAUGAACAAGAAGGAAAUAAUUGUUACACAUUUCAAUCAGAUGAUAAAGUGCCAGUAUCUUUAACAUGUCCGAUAUGUUUUGAAAUAUUAUCUUCUAGAUUAAAACCCACUACUACUCGUUGUGGACAUCUAUUUUGUGCAAAAUGUUUGAAAAAAUCUAUUCAUAAGUAUAAACAUUGUCCAACCUGCAAAACAACUAUAACAUUAAAAUCUUGUAUUCGUUUAUAUCUUUAAAUAUGUACAUUACUUGUGAACAUUGCAUAAAUUUUGUACUUUUUUCCAUAUUUCAUAUUCCAAUAC